AUGAAUUCAGAAGUAUGUGUCCUGGAGCUUCUUGGUGUGUUCCUGUCUCUGAGUGCCUGGAUCUUCUCAUUGACCACCACUCUGAUGUCCCAGUGGCUCACGUUGUCCACUGAUCUCCUUCCUGCCGAGAGCUACGAGCUGGGCUUGUGGGGGACGUGUGUGGUGCAAGAGCUGGGCAUUCUGGAGUGCCAGCCAUACGACAGCCUCCUCGGACUCCCGCCAGAUAUCCGCUUGGCUCGGAUCCUUAUGUGUGCCACCUUGGCUACUGGUUUCAUGGGAAUAUCUUUUGCAAUCCCAGGCAUCUACCUGGUUAACAGCUGUAAAGGUACAAAGAGCCUCAGAGAGAAGAGGACGCUGAAGAUGAUUGGGGGAGUUCUAUGCUUCACUGCAGGAGUUAUGGGUCUGAUUCCUGUGUCGUAUAUAGCCCACCUGACUGUUCUGAGAUUCUUCGAUGAAUCCGUUCCUGAUGUGGUUCCCCGUUGGGAGUUUGGUCAGGCUCUGUUUUGGGGCUGGACUGCAUCAUUUCUGUACAUUGCUGCUGGAUCUUUACUUAUUACCUCCUGCAUCUGUCUGCAAGAUGUGCCAUGUCCUCUGCCAGAGGCUGUUCCACUGCAAGGAAGACAUGCCAGUUCUGAAUGUUCUCCAAGAAGGAGGACAGAAUAUGUGUGA
Messenger RNA from Neoarius graeffei (lesser salmon catfish), 669 nucleotides. Its product is annotated as putative claudin-24. Gene Ontology annotation, biological process: bicellular tight junction assembly; cell adhesion. Gene Ontology annotation, cellular component: plasma membrane; bicellular tight junction. Lineage: Eukaryota; Metazoa; Chordata; Actinopteri; Siluriformes; Ariidae. Gene Ontology annotation, molecular function: structural molecule activity. The coding region runs from base 1 to 669 and encodes 222 amino acids. The record is from RefSeq and is a predicted model, not a curated record. The transcript has a single exon.